Messenger RNA from Rubroshorea leprosula, 504 nucleotides. The record is from the annotation of a GenBank genome assembly. Lineage: Eukaryota; Viridiplantae; Streptophyta; Magnoliopsida; Malvales; Dipterocarpaceae.
CUCCGCUCAAAAACAAACUCAUGUCCAAAACCUCAAUCCUAAAAAUUCAAAAGCUGUUGGGUGUUGUAGAACAGAGAAGACAAAAAUGGCUUCCACCUCAGCUGUUUCAACGGCUGUGCCAUUGGCUCACUCCAGCCAAAGGAGGGUGCCAAGCUCUGACGCCUUCUUCAAGCCGCUGCCCAUUAGGCCACCCAAGGCGGUUGUCGCCAGUACAAGUUCCGGCAGGAGGGUUGAAGUCAAGGCAUCUUUGCUCAAGGAAAAGGCAGUACCGACGGCUUCCAUGGUCAUCCCCGAGGUGGCUGAGGUAGCGGGAUCCGGGAUUUCUCCUUCUCUCAAGAACUUCUUGCUCGGCAUUAUGACUGAUGGUGUUUUGCUCGGAGUAAUUGCUGGGGCGGUGAUUGGUGUUGCCAACUUUGACCCCGUUAGGCGGAACUGAUCUUUUUUAAUUUUUUGUACCUGUUCUGUGCAACUGUUAUCACGUUCUAAGAAAUGAACACUGCCUUA